AUGAAACGACCCACGAACCUGAAGGGCGCCACCGUGGAGCGCCGUCGAGGGGCCCACCUCAACAUGCUGGACACCGUGCCCGGGCGACGGCUUUACGAGCGCGUCCGACACCUCGUGGAACUUCCGGUCCGCCAGAAUGAAACCGGCCUGGGCGAGCGGGACGACGGCCAGCAAGAGGAGGAAGACGAGGGUGGGGAGGAUGGCAGCGAUCAGGACGACGACGGGUUCCGCAAGCCAAUCGAGCUGACCAUCGAAGCGAAGGCGGUGACGUCACGCCAACGGCACGCCGAAGGUGCGGACCAACCGGAGGGCAACUGGAUGGAGCAGUUCCUGCGGCGGACCAGCACCGAGCGCAUCCGGUGGCAGACGAAGUACUACCGGACGGACCGGAAGCUGCUGGACAAGCCGCUGUUCCAGCAGAUCGAGGAGCUGAUCGACCUGGGCGCCCAGGACUUUGCCGAGUGGCUGAACGGGCUCGGCGCGGAGAAGUCGAACAUUACGCGCGACAUCAUCAAGCAGCUGUUCUCGAUCGAGAUCGAGGAGGAGAUCGCCCGGGCGAUCCGGGUCGACGCCCGGGAAGUCCGGGCCAUCCCGACCGAAGCGGCCCGCGACUGGCACCUCGAGCACAUGGCGCUGGAGGAGCGCAUCGCGCAGGUGAUGCGGGCGGACCAGCUCGUGGAGGGCCGGGCGGCUGCGGCCCGGCACGGGCGCGUCGCCUUUGGGCGCACCCUGCCCCGGGAGCUGCAAGGACCGCGGGGACGGAACGCCACCGACCAGGACGUCCAUGGUAUCGUGCCCGACUUCCCGAACGACCUGCGCACGCUGAAGACGCUCUUCCAGGACAUCCGGCACCUGCGCUCGGUGCGCUACCUCGUCGAGCAUCUGGCCGCCCAGGCCGACAUCCAGCGGCCACGCUACCUGGUGGAGCAGGGCCUGUUCGCUGCUCCGGCGCCGCCUACGUCCCGGACCGGCAGCGAGCCCUUUUAUCGGACGGUGCUGACGACCAAACAGGUUCUCGACAGCGUGCUACGCCACUAA
Anopheles cruzii is the source of this 1038-nucleotide messenger RNA. RefSeq lists its product as uncharacterized. The transcript has 3 exons. The coding region runs from base 1 to 1038 and encodes 345 amino acids. The record is from RefSeq and is a predicted model, not a curated record. Lineage: Eukaryota; Metazoa; Arthropoda; Insecta; Diptera; Culicidae.